AUGGCGAUAGCACUACCUCACCUGGAUUACCACUGCGAAUACCUGAGGCAUGACGACCUCCUGGUGGUGAAAGGACGUAUGAACGGCUCUGCAAAGAAGAUCGCGGGUCUUGUUUCAACCUUUAUCGAAGACCAGAAGAAUAAGGAUCUUCUUGAUAUGCCACGUACUCGUCAACUGAAUAUUCCUAUCAUGCUUCGAGACGACGGAGCUUCUGUCCCAGUCGCUACUACCGAAGAUAGCCUAGGGGGUCUCUUGGCUCUUGACAUUGAUUCGGAUGUGGAGCUGAUACAUCAAUCUCAUCUAAUGACUCAUGUCACAAAAUUCUGGCUAUCGUCGCAUGGAGGCAUUGGGUGCUUUGCGACUGGUUUCCAUGAAGUCCUCACUGAGAUUGCAGCCGUGACAGGCACAAAUAUUACUAUAAUAGAUGAGGUUAAAGGCAUCCAAAUAUCUGGAAGUAGCGCUGGAGAUGUUGACGACGCUGUAGCGAAGCUCACUCGGAUUGAGAAACCCUUGUCUUGCCUUGUCAACCACAAGGUGGGCAACAUGGGUAUAGCCACAGAAGACAAGGCGACCCGAUACAUCAUUCAGAAUUAUAGCAGCCUGAACCAAGUGGCUCUUCGCCGUGUUCUAGCUGACCCCGUAACGAGUUCGAAUCUCGGUAUCAGCCAGAUGUUUGUCACUACCUCUCUUUCAUUCGAUGAGGAAUCUCAGAGUUACAUGCUGCCUAAGAACGUUGUGAAUCCACGGCCAAUUAGCAACGGGCCGGGGAAGUCCAUAAUAUGGCAAAAUUAUACUUUCCCUGAGGUUGGCAAAGGGGAUGAGUUCGUUCUAUUGGAAUCUGUUGAAGAUACAAAUGUUCCGGCUGCAACAUCAGUGACCUUGCCCACUCAUCCUUUUCUGACUGCCGAGAAGGCUAAGCAAGUCAAUGAAUGGGUCGCUGAGGGUAAGGAAAUGGAGGUUACCAGCGAACAGCCUGAACACCCACCUACACCACCACCUGAGUUUUCAAGCAAUACAACAGCAGCCCUAGGUGCUAAGAGAGGUCCAGCUAUUAAGACAAGACGGCCUAUUCCAUCAGCUAUACAGUCAAGCCAAUCGGUUCCGUUGGUGGUACCAGUGACGAAAUCUGAACGUGUCAAGGUCCCUGAUCCUGUACCCAAGAAAGAAGAUGCCUCCGCACCCCGCAGAAAAUUCAAAAUGACAUAUAGCAUUGAAUCGGGGAAUACAGAUAUGCGUGUCAGCUUCUCUAGACCUACUAGCCCUUGUGAGCUGAGAGAUGCGGCUGAUUCCUUCCUUAAUGCUUCGACACCUGCUGCACCGAAGCCACGCCCCUCCCUAAUCUUCGACGAAACGAAGCAUGGGCUCAAUAAGCAUCCCCCACGCCCUCCAGACAACAAAAAUAGUGGUCAAACUUUCAAAGCUCAAAGCAAAAGUGAUUAUGUACCCGCUCGGACAACCAAAAAGCUCGACACAAACAAUUUGCUUGUUGACGUGACCGCACCAGCAGCCAUAAGUACGAAUUCUCUUCCGAUGAUGCGUGCAGACCAGCCAGCUUUGAUACCACUGAAUGCAAACGUUGACUCCGAAAACACGGUUCUACAAAGCAAUGCGCCAUCGCGGAUAAACAACAUCACCCACGACUUGAGUGGCUUAGUGAUGGAAACGGAUUGUGGACCUCAAGAUGACUCUGGCUGCCCUGUAUUACAUGAGGGUGCAAAAUCAGGUAAAAAUGACAAUCUUUCAGAGCAGGUCAAAAGGCUCGUCAUGUUGGAAGAGGCUUUCCUUGAGCAGACGAGAGAGCCAACCACAAUUAGUGAAGCCUCGGCAUGCGCUGCCAAUCCUCCCAGUCCCCGAAAUCAAAUAAAUGCGGUCCUGUCAAGAAGGCGACUUGAAGAGCUCGAGAGACGACACAAAGCGGAAGGAAAACAACCAAGCGAUGAGGUGACUACCAGGGAAUUUCAUCAUACAAUGAAUCACAAAGCGCCUAAGCCAAGUCACAAUGUCUCAAGUAAGUCUCCGAGAAAAGCGAAAAGGCAAGCCACUCUGGAGGAUGCCUGGGGAAUACCGAAAAAGCCGACAAAGAGCCGGAUCUCAGACAACCCAACUCCAUAUGAAAAUAUGGGGCCCAAGAAUAUAUCUCCCCGACACACGGCGCAGGAAGAUGUGCAACAUGCCCGAAAGGUGCAAGGAGAGCUGAGUAUGAAUGAGAGUAUCAAACAGCUUUUUGAGAUCCUAAAACCUACAUUGAAAGCUGCCGAAUAUUUCCCUGGGUCUUUGACUUUGGAGGUUCAGAUUGGUCUCGCAUUGAUUCCAGUUCUGCCGAAGACCUACAAGGAGGGUCUCAUCUCCUUAAGAGAGUGGACAGAGAUAAUGCAACCACGGACUGGCGUAUCUGCACCAACUACCAAGUUCAUUGAUAGGCUCACAACAUCGGGACUGGAUGUUGAUCAUAUUGUGGACCUUAAAACAUCAAAAAAUGGGAAUCGCCGUUUCUUUGAACACGAAGACAACGAGUAUAGUGUUUUCUAUGAGUUCCAUUGCCUCUCUAAAACAGAUCAAUCUAUCAUUGUCGAAGUUGAUGGACGCGGAAAAUAUUCCAUCAAGAAGCCAACCGAAGCACUAGGUGCAGUCAAUAUUCACUUUCCUGGUAGUAUCUGGGAUGCUCGUAUGAUUGUCCGUGGCAAUAUUGCAUAUCCUAUCCAAGGAUAUCAAGAAUUUGAAGACGCCGCCCGAUAUUUGGUGGACCAUCUCUGGGUCCAGCCCGACAAACACCUCGUCCAUCUUUACACUAAAACUUCCAAAGACAAACAUCUGACUGUGGACAAAGUUCUUAUGAAGCGUUGGACCCGCUAUCGGUAUAUUCGUUCGAACGAUUGCUCCUCUAAAGGCAUCAACACCCCCGACACUUCGUCAUCGACAGGAGGAAAAGCAGAUUCCGCUGCUGAUUCUGCGGGAUCCAAGAGUGCAGCAAAAGAAAUGAACAGUGUCGACAACGGUGGGACCCCCGAAGCACAAGAGCUUCAACUGCAAGUCACAGAAGUACAGGAUCUAUUGAUAGGGUCCAGCUCCGCGGACACUCAAGCAAUAAGAGCACGUUGCAUUCCACUGGCGGAGAUGAUACGCAGGGGGAGGCAAUGGUAUGAAGUUUCGCUUGUUAGCUCUGCCAUUGAUGCUAUAUUGAAGACUAAUGCGAAUAUCGAAAUUGGAGAGCGCACGCACGAUUGGCGUAGCCUUGACCUGCUUGGAAACGACGCUAUUUUACUGCAAAGCAGCAUACCGGGUCCAGAUUCAGCAUUGCCAUCUAGGCCGGUCGCUACUGCUGUGGGGGCCGCAGGUAUUGGUGAUCUCCUCCGCCUAACGAAAGCGGUAGUUCAGAACAUGGAUGGUGUUGGAUUUUGGAACUGUGGACCUUGUGGUGAUGUUGCCCGGAUGCCAGUGACCGGUUCUCUGAACGCCUUAAGUAUCCCCAACAGACCUAUCACAUCAUCCAUGGAUGUCAUAGCAAAGACAGAAAGGAAGAGCUUGAACUUUGACGAAUUGGAGAGUAUCAAGGAAGUGGAAAGUAGCAUUGGGAGCGCCCCAGCGGCUAACAAACCGAAUGCUGCCUCUGACCUGAAGAAGGAACAGAUUGAGAUUGAUUACUGGUGA
This is a messenger RNA of Aspergillus pseudonomiae, 3648 nucleotides long. RefSeq lists its product as uncharacterized. Lineage: Eukaryota; Fungi; Ascomycota; Eurotiomycetes; Eurotiales; Aspergillaceae. The transcript is spliced from 5 exons. Bases 1 to 3648 code for a protein of 1215 amino acids. The record is from RefSeq and is a predicted model, not a curated record.